This is a messenger RNA of Blastomyces dermatitidis ER-3, 3502 nucleotides long. RefSeq names its product ATP phosphoribosyltransferase. Gene Ontology annotation, cellular component: cytoplasm. Gene Ontology annotation, biological process: L-histidine biosynthetic process. The transcript has 5 exons. Gene Ontology annotation, molecular function: magnesium ion binding; ATP phosphoribosyltransferase activity. Bases 256 to 1164 code for a protein of 302 amino acids. The record is from RefSeq and is a predicted model, not a curated record. Lineage: Eukaryota; Fungi; Ascomycota; Eurotiomycetes; Onygenales; Ajellomycetaceae.
UAAAAAUCAUGAGAUCUGAUCUAUUGAGUUAGCUUCAAAGAGUGACUAAUCAUUGAUUCACUGUUAAACAGCAAUAUCCUGGGCAGUGGCUGAGCUUCUGAGAUAACUUCUGCAUUAUUGAUAUUUUGCGGGCUCCACGGAGUAGUUAUAACUAUACUAGCGUACAGUAAUCCUUCUCCUCCCUCAAACGAGGGAAAAACCACCCCCUCAGUUUAACACCCGCACUUUUUCCGCAUAUCUUCCUCCUCCAGCAACAUGGAUCUUGUCAAUCAUCUAGAAGGCCGGUUACGAUUCGCGAUCCCCAAAAAGGGUCGUCUCCAGCAAGCCGCCAUUGACCUCCUUGUGGGCUCUGACAUCCAAUUCCGCCGCGAAACCCGCCUUGACAUCGCCCUAGUGAAAAACCUCCCAAUUGCCCUCAUUUUCCUCCCCGCAGCUGAUAUUCCCACCUUCGUCGGCGAGGGCGGUGUCGAUCUGGGCAUCACCGGUCGUGACCAAGUAGCUGAACAUGACGCCAAUCUCCUGCCAGGUAAGGUAUCCGGUUUAGAAGAGAUGCUCGAUCUGGGAUUCGGCGGGUGCAAAUUGCAAGUCCAGGUCCCCGAGAAGGGAUCCAUAACGGAUCCAAAGGAAUUGGUUGGGAAGAAUGUCGUCACGAGCUUUACGGGCCUGACGCAGGCGUAUUUUACAAAGUUGGAGGGCAAGGAGACGCCGACUACGAAGGUUAAAUACGUUGGUGGGAGUGUAGAAGCUGCAUGUGCCCUGGGUGUUGCGGAUGGGAUUGUGGAUUUAGUUGAAUCGGGUGAAACCAUGAAAGCCGCAGGGCUAAGGCCCAUUGGCACAGUCGUCGACAGCACCGCCGUCCUCGUCAAAUCCCGAAACACAAAUCACGAACUUGUUAGUCUCAUCGAAUCCAGAAUACGUGGUGUCAUCACCGCCAAAAAAUACGUCCUUUGCCAGUACAACGUCCCGCGCCCCCUCUUACAGGCGGCAUGCGAGAUCACCCCUGGCAACCGCGCACCAACAAUAACCCCCAUCGAAGGCGCUGGGUGGGUUGCGGUAAGCUCCAUGGUAGAGAAGAAGUCCAUCGCCACGGUCAUGGAUAAGUUGACCGCUGUUGGCGCAACGGAUAUAUUGGUCUUGAGUAUUUCUAAUUCGAGGACGAGAUGAGAUGUGGAGAUGAAAUUUGGGAAAUUUAUUUCUUCUUUUAAGAACGAACACAUAGACGGUUUAUUAAUCUGAAAUUUCUAUUUAGUUCCUUAGCAGUACGUACGCACUAUAUCAGGCCAAAAGUCUCCAUAUCCUGCUCAUUGGGUUUUCUUGGAAAGCUGGGUCAUUCAUGAGCUUGGAAAAACUGACUUGGAUUUACCUAGGCAACACAUCGUGGGUGGGAACCUAUCUAUCUGGGACAUAUAAAAAUAGAGGGAGUCAUAGACUAAAAUCUAAUUGUCCUUGAUUGAAUUAUUUGGAGUAUGCUUGCUGCUAAGAUGUUAAACCACAUUCUACUGUCCGCACAACACCGGGUGCUCUCUUUAAUGAUCUGGAACAUUACAAAGCUGUGGAGCAGAGCAGAGCAAAAUAAACGAUCAUGCACUCACAUCCGUCGUAGAGAGAGAAGAGAAAAGAGAAGAAAGCGAAGGAAAAAUGUGGAGAUUAUAAAAAAUGAUAGAAACAACAUGUCUGGCGCGAGUACUUCACUCAUAUCCGCACUGCACUGCCCAAACUCGCCUGGAGUCCAUUUGGUAUGGAGCAGGUACUCCAUUCAACUCUCUUUUCGUGCUCGUAUUGAGGAUCGCAGUCGUGCAAUAUGACCGAGCAUCGCCCUUUAAUUUGCCGCUGUUCCAAUCAUACACCCGAUGCGAGAGGUAAUAUACUGGGGGAGAUGACGUAGGGGCGAAUAUUCCGCGGAUAUUGAAAUGUCCGUAGUAUGUGCGCGUUUCUAUAGAUGCAGAAGCUAGAAGAAAAGCACGGUAAUUACAUUGAUAUAGUUUGCUCCCACGAAAGUCUGUUUCUCUACUUUCUCCAUGAGAAGAGAGAAAACUAAUCAUGUUAGUCGCCGAAUGUUGUCAACACUUUGAAAAGCAGGCAUUGGAACAGAAUAUUCCGAGCAUCAUUCGCAGGCGUGCCUCUCAAGGAGCGUACCACGAUCUCCUCGAAAUCAGCGGAUUUCUCGACAGAUAUGGCUUUUGCAGCUUCUCAGGACAAAUUUUAGAACGGAUACCUCUUCUCACGGAGGAAAUAUAACCCAAACCCAAAUCCUGAGCGAGAUACGGGACUUGACAGCUCCCGAACACGGAACGCGGACCACGAACAGCUGAAUCGUGUUGAUAUCACAGCCAUUUUUGGUUCUGAGGAGCACCGAAGGAACUAGUGCCGGGGAGCAGCUACACAGUAUGUUCCUUCUAGCAGGUCGAGAGACACAAUGUAAUCCUCCGACACGGACACAUUUCUCUGCCUUGUUUGAUGGGGUAAUAGCGCGGCUGAACUUGUGGAGGAUGGAUGGGAAGAGGGUACCCUACCUUCUGCAAGGAUUCUCAGGCAUUCCGUUAGGAUUUUAUAGGCUAAUGAUCAAGUUCCAACCUGUUAUAACCAUUUCAUAGACUACUAAGAAACUGGGCAGGCUGGAGAAGUAUUCGAACAGGAAUAACAGCAGUACAGUGACGAUAAGAAACAUAGUACGAAUAAACAGCAAGAGAUCCAUCCGCGAGGACCGUUGCGACAUGGGCGGUGUCCGUGAGGUGGUGUUCAUGAUGUUGCAACCACGGACCCCUUGACCAGCGCGCCAGGAGCUUCGCGUCAUACUAGGGAUGACCAACGAAGCUAUGAAAGCAGGUCCAACAAGGGUUCGAAGGGCAGUCAGUUCAUGCACGAGCCUGAGAGUGAGGCAGUUAGCAUCCGGGACGGAGCUGACGAUAUUCUUCAGCAGGCAGCCACUGACUCCAUGCUUCGUGAUUUUUGGGUCUUGAAGACUCGAACAUUCGUCUGGCAGGCUUUGGAAUGGAAUAUCCCAUCCAAACCAUCGCAUUCACUAUCUGAUGGUAGCCAGUCACAGCUGUCUACGGAGUAGACGAGAUGGCGAGGGCUAUCCUUGGCAAUCCGAGGGAAGACAACACCAUGGUUCAUACUGCGUACAUAGGAUCAAAGACGGAGUGAUUUCGAAGCCUACUGCGUAUGAACCUGACAGGGGCCACCCAGUUGCGACAGGACAGGGUAUUCUUUGCUGGAUAUUAACUUGGGAUAAGACAAGGUUGGAUGGAGCUAAUAAAACCCUGUAUUUUGAGACCCGCCAUGUAAUUUCGGCAAGCGUUCCUGGUUCUGUCCAUCAACAGGCCGCUGAACAAUGACCCCAGCCCGAUGCUGAAGGAUACUCGGUCUUUUGAAGCUGUUGAACUUGGUCGGAUAUCGCCUUUGAGGACGGUGUGCUGUCAAUUGACAACGAUAAGUUACCCGUCAGGGGAAUAAGUUAUCUGCCAGCCAGCUCCAAUAAUGUCGUAUCCCGCUGCGUUGU